AGCUUCCCCUAGUCCCAGGCCUGUAGCCAAACUAAUAAUAAUUGCAAAGUUAUCAUUAUUUAAACGUUACCUUUUGACUUACUGUACUUCAGAGCUCAAAGCUCUGAGGUCAGCUACUUGCAUUUUCCUGUCAAGCUCUAAUGAUAUAUGACAGGACCAAAGCUGCCAGGCAAUGGCCAGAAAGAAUCAAGUUAACUCUUUACUCAGAAGUUCCACUAGCUUUCUGCUCCUGCCCAUUGCACACAAUGAUUCUCUUCAGAGUCCCAGUGUUUUGACUUAGCUGUGCUAGCAUAAGAUUUUACAUAUUCUAUACUUUCUUAUCCAGGAACCACUCUCAAAUGUUGUGCAAAACUUACUUCAUAACUUGAAUAGUUUUUUUCCCUUUUUCGGGGAUCCCAAUGUUUGCUUUAAUUCAUUUUCUAAUAAUUUCUUCACACGUUCUUUGCAAGUCAAGCAUUAACCUGUAACUACCAUUGUGCAAUUAUUAGAUUGUUUCCAAGAUGAGAACACAUAGCAUUCACCUAGGCCAUUAGGACUGUGCUGUGCUAUACCCCUAAGCCUCAAUUUUUAAUUGUUUAAGAAUCAUUACAUCAGGGAACAUUUAGUUUCAUAGAAUUCACCAGAGCAGAAGGAAAAAGAAAUAGGAAAGCCAGAUAUAAUAGGAUAAUUAUGCACACCAAGGCCCACUGUAAAGAAGUCACACACAAAUGAAAUCUAUAAAGUCGUAGUCCAGGGCUUUGAUUAGGAGAAAUGGAAACAACUGUUUUUUACAAAGAGCUGUCCUGGAGACUGAGAUGUCUCUUUCCUGGCCUACUGCAGGCAGUCCCUUAUUUCAGAUGGUGGAUCCCCUGGAGGGAUGUGUUGCCUGCUUCUCAGGAUCCUAGACAGUCAGCACUUUUUUUUUAAACAAGGAGCCUGUUGAUUGUCUUCCAGCUCUAGGCAUGGGCAGGAAUCAGAAGGGUCCUGUCCCUGAUUGUUCCUAGGUCCUUGCACCCAGAAGGCACAGUUGGUACUAGGUGAUUCCCUCUUGGGUCUGGAAUGUGGGAAGAGGGUUGUCUCCUCUGAUUUCUCAGGAGUGUCUGCACUUCUGAGGAUCCAGCUCUCUCUCCCACAGGAUUUGGGUGCAGGGAGUUCUUUGGCCGGUUCAGUUCAGUCCUUCGGGCAGACCAGAACCGCAGGUACCGGGGACUGACUGGUUCCUGUUUUCCUGUGUCCAGAAGCACUGUGCAGUUUCCCAUUGGACCAGGGAUGUGGGCAGGAGUAUGCAGAAGUGGCAGUCUGUCCUACAGUCUCAGGGUGUCUGACCUCAGGUUUUUUUAUUCUAUGGAUUUUUGUGGUGUCCUUGACCCCUCUUGAGAAAUACAAAAUAGAAAACUAGUCCCUAGAACUUUUGCCAGUCUGAUAUUUAACGUGUCCUGGGAGUGUUGUCUGAUGACCGACUCAUUGAUGGGUCCAGGAAGCAAACUCUAAUGAGAAUGAUGAGUCAGGGACUGGGUUCCAUCUUUUUUCACAGCCAUCAGGAUGAACAGGAUCAUGAAGAGGGCUCGUUUUCACGGUGUGCCCUGGGAACUUCUUUUGUGAUCUAGCAUUCAGCCUGUAAAGUGGGACAAUGGAUGUCAUAUCACUCCUCUGUAUCUGUUUCCUGCCAACCUUAGGAUGGGCAAAGGGAUACUGGAAGGCUGAGAUGCUAGUCAAUGGGGGAUUUAUCAGACGCUGGUACUGAUGAAAGAGAAGGAACUAUCACACCAGCUGGACUGGUUAACAUCAGCUUUUAGCAUUUCCAGAGUUCAGCAGUCCCACAGGUGAUCCCUGGAUCCCUGGAUGGAGUCUGUCAGCCAGGUGAAAGAGUGCUGAGAUGAGUGCAGACUCGCAACAGAAAUUGAAAUUGUCUAGUAGUUGAGGAAGGUAAGAAAUCCCAACACCAAGAGGAAAAUCCCAUUUUUAAGAAUAAACAGGGGUUUUGUCCCAGUCACCAUCAACCUCAGUUGCAGCUGUGCCUUGCUCCUCAACUUGGCACUAAUGCCUACAGAGACAGAGAGAUGCAUUGAGUCCCUGAUUGCUCUUUUCCAAAAGUACAAUGGGAAGGAUAAAAAUAGCUGUCAACUCUCCAAAACUGAGUUCCUUUCCUUCAUGAACACAGAGCUGGCCACCAUUAGGAAGAACCAGAAAGACCCCAGUGUCUUUGACUGCAUGAUGAAUAAGCUGGACCUCAACAGUGAUGGGCACCUAGAUUCCCAAGAGUUUCCCAACCUUAUUGGUGGCUUAGCUAUAGCAUGCCAUGAGUCUUUCCUUCAGACUUCCAAGAAGAAUAUCUAACCCUGUCCAUUCACUUCCUGCCAGCAAGUCAUCACCUUCUGCACCCCCACACCCCAUCCACACCUGGGCUAAGCCUACCACACAUACCACACAUGCAGCCCACACCUGAUUGGGAAAAUAAAACAAUGUCAUUUUUUAAUGUAAAAAAAA
Molecule: messenger RNA, 2466 nt
Organism: Rattus norvegicus (Norway rat)
Lineage: Eukaryota; Metazoa; Chordata; Mammalia; Rodentia; Muridae
Source: RefSeq, a predicted model, not a curated record